UGUCGGCCGAGUACGAAACCAACCGUCGUCCGCUUGAAUUUGUGACUUGUCAAUUGUCUAGUCAGUAUUUUGUUGUUGCUGCACCACUAUUAAUUUUUUAAAAGUUGAAUUGAAUUCGCAGUUAUGUGUGCCGGCAGAGUUAAAACAGCACGAGGGACGGGAGACAUUGUAGCCUUCAGUGAAAGUGCAGUACGUAAUAAUGCAGCAGUGGUCGAAUACUGUAGGACAUCAAUGUCAGCUCUCUCAGGUUCGACAGCUGGGAUACUCGGUCUAACCGGAUUUCUAGGAUUCGGCUUCUACCUAUUUGCAGUUUUUGGUUUGUGGUGCCUUCUUUUGUUGAAAGCUGGUGUAAGAUGGGAAAAAUAUUUCACCAACAGAAGAACUCUUUUAACCAAUGGAUUUCUUGGUGGCUUAUUUACCUAUAUUCUCUUUUGGACAUUUUUAUAUGGAAUGGUGCAUGUAUACUAAGAAGUGAUAUAAAGAAAACAUAACAUUUCCUACAACAGUAUUCUUAUGUUUGCUGACUCGUGGCAGAGCAUAUCUAUAUUCAAGUCACAGACUCAAGUUUUUUUUGUCUAAACUGUCACAGCAUGGUGGAAAUGCAUCUUCAUCCCUUAACAUAAGAAUCAUUUGACUUUCCUGGGAUCAAUAUGAGUUUUAACUCUUCAUAAUGUUAAGCUUAUCUAUUUAUGUACUAAUUUCCAUUGUUUAUUAUGUUCUUUCACUUUUGAAGUUAUAAGUGCAGAUGAAAAUUGCCUUAAAAGAAACUAUUAUUUUUAUUUGUGCUCAGCAAUUCAAUUCAUCAAAUCAAAUGUUUCAAUCCUUUUUUUUUAUUAAGUUUUAAUACACAUUUAUAGAACUGAUUUUGAAAUGGUUUCUGUUUCUUUCAGAAACAUCCUUAAAAGCUGAAUUAUUAUUUAACUUUAGAGUAUGCUGUGUUAGUGUUGUGACUUCUCAGCUUGAUGUUAAAAAUUCCCCAGUAGCCCCUACACUUUUGAAUGGGUUUGGCGCCACUAGCGUUGAUUGGGAAUUCUUAGGGAUUGGAAAUCCUUCUAUAAAACAAACCAAAUUCAUUGAAAGAAUCGCUACAGGGUUAUUAAAUUGGAUGGCAAACGAUGGGUUGAAAUAAAAUGUUAAUGAA
This is a messenger RNA of Frankliniella occidentalis (western flower thrips), 1141 nucleotides long. It is a transcript of the gene EMC6, whose product is annotated as ER membrane protein complex subunit 6-like. Bases 124 to 468 code for a protein of 114 amino acids. NCBI's taxonomy places the organism in Eukaryota, Metazoa, Arthropoda, Insecta, Thysanoptera, Thripidae. Gene Ontology annotation, biological process: autophagosome assembly; protein folding in endoplasmic reticulum. The record is from RefSeq and is a predicted model, not a curated record. The transcript is spliced from 4 exons. Gene Ontology annotation, cellular component: endoplasmic reticulum; EMC complex; membrane.